AUGGUUCCGGAUGAAGAGAGGGUUAACAACCGGUUUUCUUUGGUUGUUAAGGUCUUUUCGGAGCGUACUGUGAGCCUGAGGGCUAUGAGAGGAAUGAUUCGAUCAGCUUGGGUGGACAACUUCAAGCCAAAACUCCAAGAGAUGCCGAUUAUCCAGCCUGUUGUUGAGAAUAUCUUCACCUUGGAUUUUGAGAAAAGAGAGGAGAUGGAGGCUAUAUGGAAGGAGCGCCCUUCCCCUAUUUCUGGCACCCUGAUGCAGCUGAAGAGGUUGUCUGGUCUCGAAAAUGCUCAAAAUAUCAGCUUCAAGAUGGUUGAGUUCUGGGUGCAAAUCCAUAACCUUCCCGAGGCCUACAGAACGGAGAAUAACAUUGCUAUGGUCAGCAGAAUGUUCCAUAAAGUGAUUGAGAUCGAUCAAGCAGCCUUUCAAGCACAAAUCUACAGAAAGUUUGUAAGGGUUUUUGUCGAAAUCGAUACAUCCAAGACAAUCCCAGAUGGUUUUUACAUUCGACAUCAGCAGAAAAGGAUUUGGAUCAAGUAUAAGUAUGAGAAGCUCUUUUCACUUUGCUAUUUCUGUGGAGGAAUCGAGCAUACCAGAUCAGAGUGCGGGCUGAGAAGGAAGAACGAAGAAGAAGGGUUGCCGCUCCCUUCGAUACAGAGAUGGCGACCAUGGACCAGAGCUAGCUCCCCACUGUUCUCGCCAAGAACCAGUCAACAACAAGUAGGUGAGGCAUAUCUAAAUAGAGCUGCGACGUCGACAUCGAACUCACCGGGAGGAUUCCAGAUCCAGUCACCGCCGACCACCGGAAUGGGUACCACCCGAAGUCUCAAUCAGAUGGCCCCACUUUCCUCGAUGAUAUCGCCUGCUCCAAAUCAGUCACCACGUUCGAGUUUCGCUCAGAACUUUUCAUUCCCACCCACAACGGAUCUAUUCCCAACUCCCAACUCUUUCUUACCCUCUCCCCAAAGCUACUCCCAGUUUGGUCAGAGCCUUGGAGUGAUAUCAUCCCCAUCUCAAGGUACCAACAUGUCAAGGAAUCUUUUCGGUUUUCCUUCUGGUGCCCCAUUUCCUAACUCCAUCCCUCAAAUACCUAGCUACCAGGACCCGCUACCAGGCUUUAUUACUUCUAACCAAAGCCCAUUACCAUAUCAAGCCCAUGCAAACUACAUAUUCAACCAAAACUACUUCCACUCCAGCCCAAGCGGUGCCUAG
Molecule: messenger RNA, 1209 nt
Organism: Linum trigynum
Lineage: Eukaryota; Viridiplantae; Streptophyta; Magnoliopsida; Malpighiales; Linaceae
Source: the annotation of a GenBank genome assembly